AUGAAAGAGGUAAUUGCCGAAGAAGUAGGGAAGGCAAUUAAGAAUAGUCUAUCCGGUUUCAUAGACAAAAUCCAAAGUACGGUGCUAUCGUUAGUUGAGGAACGGGUUAAAAGGUUGGAGGAUAAUGUCAACCAUGUGAAAGAAAAAUCCGGAGAACGUAAGGGUUGUUCAAACAAAGAGUUUAUGGCGUGUAAACUGCCAAUCUACAACGGGGAGGUUGAGCCGAUAAUAUGCCAAAGAUGGCUAAGUGAUGUUGAAGGGGUAUUUGAGAGGACCUACUGUGGCGUAAGCGAAUUUGUGGCUUACGGAACGGGUCAGUUGAGGGGUCAAGCCAAAGAUUGGUGGGAUAACAAAAAGAAAGAGAUUGGAGCCGAAGCGGCAAGGGCCAAGACAUGGGACAAGUUUAAGGAACCAUUCCUUAAACAUCACAGUCCCAAGGCGGUCAUCAACAUAAUCAAGGAGGAGUUCAUCCAGUUAAGGCAAAGGGGUGAAACAAUUGAUAAAAUCACGGGUAUAUUAAUGGAUAAGCUGAGGUUCUGCGAUGAGCUAGUGACUACGGAGGAGCAGAAAAUAUAUUAUUAUUAUAAUAUGUUAAGCGAUGAGUAUCGAGAGUUCAUGACCCCUUCCAAGUAUGAGACGCUCACCGAGAUCAUAAAUACGGCUCGGGAAAGAGAAAUUGAACUUAAAAAGCAAAUAGAACGAGGUGAGCGAAGGGUAGUGGAAGUUAAGCCGAGCCAUACAAAGAAGGCUCGAACGACUGAGUCAGUAAAGAAGACGGAUGCGAAGGGUGGAUCGCCGAGUUGCAAAGUAUGUGGAAAGGGGCACAAGGGUGAGUGCCGCUUCAAAGACAAAUCGUGUCCCAUAUGCGGGAAGACGGGGCACACCACGUCAUUAUGUCCGGGAAAGGUCUCUGUUUGCUACAAGUGUUACCAACCGGUCCAUAAAAAGUCCGAAUGUCCGGACUUGGUUGGAAAGAAAGACACCAAAGAAUCUCCAACAGAAACUCCGAAGGCUACUGACACAUCCGCAAAACAACUUCCUGUUUGA
Helianthus annuus (common sunflower) is the source of this 1047-nucleotide messenger RNA. RefSeq lists its product as uncharacterized. Lineage: Eukaryota; Viridiplantae; Streptophyta; Magnoliopsida; Asterales; Asteraceae. The transcript is spliced from 2 exons. Gene Ontology annotation, molecular function: nucleic acid binding; zinc ion binding. The record is from RefSeq and is a predicted model, not a curated record. Bases 1 to 1047 code for a protein of 348 amino acids.